AUUAUAAAUAGGUAGAUACGCCUCUGCUUCCUGUCAGACUACCAAGCUGAUCGCCAGCAGCACUGCAGCAGGCGCUCCCCUGUUCCGGCGUCGCCGUCUAAAGCUCUCUAUCUUCAAGGCGCUUCUGGGCUUUCUUUGGACAGCGGAACAUGGUAAGCUUAGCCUUGCAAGCUUAAGCGGGAAUGACCCAAAUCCUUCCAGCGCUCCGUCGGCGCUCCGAAGCAUAACGAGGUCCGUCGACAGAAACGGCCAUAGGUACGCGGAUGGCAAUGCUGGGUAUGAAAUGGUUCUUGCAAAGGAUCAGAAUCCUAAUCCAUCACGCAUUGCAACCCUCUCAAACAAGAUGGUGUCAUUUCCUAGCUUCAUCUCGGACAACGGGACCAUGACCAUAAGCACUCCGGUGAGGUUCGGCCCGUGGGGCGGCACCGGCGGCACCAUAUUCGACGACGGCAUAUUCACCGGCGUCCGGCAGAUCAACAUAACGAGGGGGCUGGGGAUAUCCUCCAUGAAGGUCCUCUACGACCGCAACGGGCAGGCCAUCUGGGGCGACAAGCGCGGCUCCAGCGGGGCCGCGAGGCCGGAGAAGAUCAUAUUCGACUUCCCGACGGAGAUCCUGACGCACGUCACCGGGUACUUCGGGCCGACGAUGAUCAUGGGCCCGACGGCGAUCAAGUCCAUCACCUUCCACACGACCAAGAAGAGCCACGGGCCGUUCGGGGACGAGACCGGCACCUUCUUCUCCAGCUGCCUGACGGAAGGGAGGAUCGUGGGGUUCCACGGCAGGGGCGCGUGGUACGUGGACAGCAUCGGGGUUCACGUCCUGGAAGGCAAGGUGCUGUCGGAGAAAUCCGCCGGCACGACCCCGUUGGGCGACAUGCUUGCACUGCCGAUGAGGGAGAUCGGGGACGAGGUUACGUACGGCGUGGUGAAAGAACCGAUACCGAUAGGGCCCGGGCCGUGGGGAGGGGAGGGGGGCAAGCCGUGGGACGACGGCGUCUACACGGGCAUCAAGCAGAUCUACGUAACCAGAGACGACUUCAUCGGGUCCAUACAGAUCGAGUAUGACCGGAGCGGGCAGUCCGUCUGGUCUACCAGGCACGGCAACGGCGGCCAGAUCACACACAGGAUCAAGCUGGACUAUCCACACGAGGUGCUGAACUGCAUAUACGGCUACUACAACACCUGCGUGGGGGAAGGGCCCAGGGUGCUGAGGUCCAUCACCGUCGUGAGCAGCCGGGGCAAGUACGGGCCGUUCGGCGACGAGGUCGGGACCUACUUCACCUCCGCCACGACGACGGGGAAGGUGGUCGGCUUCCACGGCCGGAGCGCCAUGUACCUGGACGCCAUCGGGGUGCACAUGCAGCACUGGCUGGGGGACAGGAACACCGCCACCGCCGCCAAACCUAAGGCCAGCUCCGUUCCCAAGAUCGCCGGCCCCAACCCCAAGACCGGCUCGGAUAACCCCAGGGCUGGCUCUACCACCAAGUACUACGUCUCCAAGUAUCUCUUUUGAUUUCGCUUCGCCUACCAUUUCAGUUUGCAGGAGAGUGCUUUUGCGGGGUUUUUUCUACCGGGGAAUCGUGGCGUGAAUGUGUGGUCUUUGUUACUGUAGUAUCUUGUAUCGAAGGCAGAGCUAUACAUCCGGUUGGGGUGUGUUACGGCAACCGGGGAUCAGAGUAUCAGAAUUCAGAGGACUAGUUAAAAGGAACAUCUCAUACUGUUUCAAACGAGCAUCAAGAUCAGAUGACAUGAUCAUGACAUAUGUAACCCGCAAACCUUCUCUUGCACUCCUGGGGGAUAAGUAGUGCAGUGACAUGAUCUUCCAUCCUUUGUCACAUAGUACA
Triticum dicoccoides is the source of this 1844-nucleotide messenger RNA. Its product is annotated as jacalin-related lectin 3-like. Bases 284 to 1513 code for a protein of 409 amino acids. NCBI's taxonomy places the organism in Eukaryota, Viridiplantae, Streptophyta, Magnoliopsida, Poales, Poaceae. The record is from RefSeq and is a predicted model, not a curated record. The transcript has 6 exons. Gene Ontology annotation, molecular function: carbohydrate binding.